AUGGUUAAUUUCUUUGUAAGAUAUUGGAAAACACUUGCUAUUACAAGUAUAUCCAUAGUAUCAUCUUAUUUCUUCUCUCAUUAUGAUUAUUCUCGAAUAAAUAAUCAUUUAUUAUCUGCACUAACAGUUCAAGCUGCGGAAUUCACACCAACCAAUUUUCCUGAAUCAGUUCUUGCAGAGCGACCUAGACCUCGUAUUGGUCGUCGACAGUUAACAGAAGACAUGGUUAACACUAUUUUAUAUAUGACACUACCAAAACAUCGAGGAUCAAAAAGAUUUUUUCGAAAUCUUGAAGAUGCUGGUCUUAUCUCAUAUGCAGAAUAUUUAUUUCUCUGGGUGAUUUUAACAAAACCUUCUACACAAUUCGAACUUACAUAUGCUGUAUUUGAUACGGAUGGUAAUCAAUUGGUUGAUAAAGAUGAAUUUCUUUUAUUUGAUAAUAGUGAACAAGCAAAUGCUACAUUACUUAUACAUUUUUUGAUAAUUCAAAAUGAUUUUUUUUUAUAUAGUUUUAUGGGAAAUCUCCAAACAGAAGUACUUGAAAUUGAAUUUAGUGAAUUUUCACAUGGUUUCAAAACAAUGUCAGAGUUGAGUUUUGCUGAGAUGCUUUUACGUUAUGCAGAUUUUGAUCAUCAUACAAAAAAAUCUAUAUUAAAAAAUGUCAGAAAACUUGGCGAUAAGCAAAAUGCAAAUACAUAUGAAGAAUUUAAACAUUUUUCUGUAUUUCUCAAUAAUCUUGAAGACUUUACUAUUAGUAUGCGUUUUCAUCAAUUAUCAAAUAAACCAAUCUCACAAGGCAAGCAUUUCUCUCAUUAA
Messenger RNA from Rotaria sp. Silwood1, 816 nucleotides. The record is from the annotation of a GenBank genome assembly. Lineage: Eukaryota; Metazoa; Rotifera; Eurotatoria; Philodinida; Philodinidae.